GUACUACCGUAGUAACUACGUGGUCGCAAUAGUACAAAAAUGUAAACAUGCACAGAUAAUUUUGGGUUAUUUUUCUCCAAUUAGUGUACUAUUAGCUAAUUAUUUAGUUUAAUUAAAACUAAAAAAAUAUCUAGAUAAUUAAUUAGGGUUAGUUUAAGCUAUCUGUGGUAAAAGUUUCAUUAAAAAUAUUUUUUUGUAACCGGAGUGAACAUAGGCAGAAGCGUCGUCAAGCGCAGAAUUUCAAGUCCGUAAUGGCGGACGCUAAUAAUUUUGGAAGUUUCGUGAUUCUAUUGUUCUGUUUUUAAGGAUUUUACUUGGUUGUGGGUUUGGGAAUGAGUUUUGUCAUAAGUGAACGUAUACGGAGUGUUAAUAUCGUGAUAGUGAUAUGAAAUGUUCAGUUAUAUCGUGACAAAAGCGCCUUCUAGAUAUGUAACCUUUUCCCUAACCUCGUUUACGCCAAUGGAGUAGAUAUGUGAUCGAUGUGUGUGCGUCGGUGAACGAUAAUUCGUCCGUUUCGCGUUACGUUUUGUGUAUAGUUAAUCUUCUUGUUAGUGAUGGAAGUGUCCGCGUCGCGGUUUUGCAAUCCGACGCCCGAUUCCGAUGUAACGUAAGCGAGCCGGUCGAUCGCCAGCGCGAGUGUAAGCAGGGACGGCCGUUGCCAGCCGAACAUGGCUGCGACGCAGGCAGAGUCUCAGCGUAGCGAAGCAAACGUUGAGCAGAAUCCAUCUGAGCAGCUCAGUGAAUCUCGGAACGCUUUAUUGCAAAACGGCACCGACAAGUCCGUCGGGCGCGUUCCGCCCGAUGGCGUCGUGAACACAAAGAGCAAAUCGCCGAUGUCGGCCGAACCGGGGCAGCCACGCGACAGUGGCGAGGCGCCCGGCCACGACCGAGGCGUAGACAGGCCAGUGACGGACCAAUACGGCCAGUAUAGAUACCCAGAAGGCGCGGAUCCUUAUUACGCGCCACGGCCAGGUUUUCCCGGCAAACCGCGACCUCCGCCGCAGCAGCCGCGAUUUUUCCCGGGACAAGCGGUGUCGCAGGCACCUGGCCCCACGCCCACGCUGAAUUCGUUAUUGCAAUCGAGCGGGGCGCCGCCACACCGCUACCCUAACAGUUAUGAGCAGCCGCCGGCGGGCUAUGGCCCGGCACCCGGCUGGCCUCAACACAGGCCUAUGCCGCCUUACAACCCUCAAGGAAGCCCAUAUAGAAAUUCUACGCCGCCUCGGGGCUACGGUGGGCCACCUUACGCAGGUGCCCCGGGCGGUCCUCAACAACCCCCGGGUGCAUAUGGCCCACCUGGAUCGUACCCACAGAGGUACCCACCGCCAGGACCCCCAGGAGCACCUAACUCACGACCGCCUUUCUCACCACACCAGGGCUAUGAGCGAGGCGGUUCCCCUCAGCCACCAACGCAGCCACCGGGUGCGCCUAGCCCAGGCGCAGGGCAAAGCGCGCCCGGUGCCAUGUCGCCAACUCAGGAUACGCAGCACCCGCCCCAUAUGCCGCCGCAUGGGGCUCAACCACCGCCACACCAGGGCUACCCGCCACCGCCCAGGCCAGCGCAGCCGUCCACGCCAAACGCACAUGAUCCUGAUUCUGAUCUGACCGGUCAGAACAGCAAUGACUCGGGCGGAAGCGGCGGCGCAGGGCGCGCUACCACGCCGCACCUGAGGCCGACGCCAAGCCCAACAGGCUCCAGUGGCUCACGCUCCAUGUCACCGGCUGUUGGCACGCAGAACGUAGCGAUGCCGCCGCGAACGUCGUCGUCGCUGUCUGAUGGCAGCGGGCCGACGGCGCGGCCGGGGCCGGGCGGCGCAGCGGGCGCGCCCACGCCUGGCGGUGGGCCGCCACCUGGUGCGAUGGUGGCGCAGCCCUACGCGCACCACCCUGGGUACAAGCCGCCGCACUACCCGCCGCCGCAGCCCUACGGCUACCCGCCGAGAAACCACCACCCCUAUCCGUAUGGAUACCGCCCGCCGCCGCCACCGCAUCCGCCACAGCACUACCCUCCUCCUUUGAAGCAGCAACCACGGCACAUGGGUCCUCCAGGCCCGGGUGGGCCGGGUACUCCUGGAGCUCCUGAGGGAGCUAUGCCACCGCCGACAGCGCCAGCCGAGCCACAUGACAAUGGGCCGGCUGCGCCCGCCACUGCGCUCGUCACCACCGGACCAGACGGCGCACCGCUAGAUGAAGGCAGCCAACAGAGCACGCUCAGUAACGCAUCCGCAGCUUCAGGAGAAGAAGCAUGUGGCGGCGGGUCGGGCUCGAGUAAGGGAGGAUCUCGGAAAGAGUACGGCGCGGGCAGUGCGGCGCCGUCCCCGUCGCCGGGCGGCGGGUCGCACUCGUCGCUGCACGACGACUACGACGCCUCGCCCUCCUCGUGGCCGCGCCCGCCCUCUAGUCCCGUAUUUAACAGUCACAUUGCGCCGGAGUCCUACAGAUCAAAGGCUGAAAAUUCAAGGCGACGUAUAGGAGAGUCUUCGUCAGGCCCGAAGUCGGACUCGCUGGGCAAGCUGUACGAGAUGGACGACGCGCCCGAGCGGCGCGGCUGGGUGGAGCGCCUGCUGGCCUUCAUGGACGAGCGCCGCACGCCCAUCGCCGCCUGCCCCACCAUCUCCAAGCAGCCGCUCGACCUCUACCGCCUCUACCUGCUCGUGCGCGACCGCGGCGGCUUCGUCGAGGUGACAAAGAAUAAGACGUGGAAGGACAUUGCGGGGCUGCUGGGUAUCGGCGCAUCGUCUUCAGCCGCGUACACGUUGCGAAAGCAUUACACCAAGAACUUGCUUGCGUACGAGUGCCACUUCGACCGCGGGGGUAUUGACCCACAGCCCAUCAUCAACCAAGUUGAAGCCUCCACUAAGAAGAAGAGCGGGAAGUCCAAUAGUACAUCUAGUACAGGGUCAUCGAACUCGCAGGAGUCGUUCCCGAGCGGCGGCGGCGGUGGCGCGCCCAUGGACGGCUACGGCGCGCAGUACGCCGGGUACCCGCCGCAACCCAACCACACGCAAGGCGGUGGGCCUGGCGGUGACAACCUCGCCGCCUCCAAUCCGUUCGACGAGCCGCCGGGGCCCAGGAGACCCCCAGGUUACCAACAAGGAGGUUACGGGUACGAAUAUGGAUCUCCCUACCAGCAAAAUAGGCCUGUGUACCCAGCCUAUGGGCCCGAUGGAGACAGAGGGUACCGUGGCGGGUCAGUGGGCGCAGUGGGCGGCGUGGGCGGCGGCGGCGGCGAGUACCAGCAGUACGGCGGCUACGGCGGCGCCUACAGGGGCGCAGCGCCCGGCGCCGCCACGCCGCCGCCUGCGCAGCCCUACCCCGACUACUACCGCGCGCAGCAUCCGCAGCACCCGCAGCAUCCGCACCCGCCGCAUCCGCAGCAUCCACAACAUCCGCAGCAUCCGCCGCACCCGCCCAUCUCGCCGCAACAACCGCCGCACGAGAUGUCUGGCGGGGCGCAGUCCGUCAGUAACUUAUUGAACUCGCAGCUCGCGCGGCAGCUGGUGGCGCCGCUGUCGCCGACGCCCAGGCCCUACUAUGGGGGCGGUAAAGCCAUCGGAGCCGGGGCUCCCCCGGCGGCCGGCGCGCCGCGACGGCAUCCAGACUUCGCCAAGGGAGAACCUGCCUACGGAGGCGCGGGGGCCGCGCCUGGGCCUGCACCCGGUGCCGCUGGGGCUGGGGCGGGGGCCGCGCCCGGGGCCCGGUUUGGGGCCGCGUGGGGCGCGUCAUUCCCCCGCGCGCCGGCGCCACCCGCGCCCGCCGCGCCCUGGCGCCCACAGCCCGGGGCACCGCAACCGCCCAACUGGACGCACCCGCCCUACUCCAAUACGCCAAGUGGAGGUCCUGCGUGGGGUGGCGCUCCAAGGCCGCCUGCACAAGACCCUUACAAUUCGACUGCGCCAUCACCAGGCUCUGCUCCUGUUCUGACUGCUCCUGGACAAUUAAAACGGGAGCUAACAUUCCCUGCCGAGUGUGUGGAGGCGGCCGUACCGACUGGAGAAAAACGAAGAAGACUUACUAAGGCUGACGUAGCGCCCGUCGACGCGUGGCGUAUCAUGAUGGCGCUCAAAUCCGGGCUGUUGGCAGAGACUUGCUGGGCGCUCGAUAUACUCAACAUACUGCUGUUCGACGAUAACUGCAUAGGAUACUUUGGCCUACAACAUAUGCCAGGCUUACUUGACUUAUUACUGGAACACUUCCACAAGAGUUUAAGUGACGUGUUUGAUGCGCCAUCGAAUGACGAGGGACCCUGGUACGCGCCACCUCCCAGUCCCGAACCUGUCGUGAAGAGCGCGAAAACUAAAAGAGAACCGAGAGAACCUCCCGACCCCGCCGACCGAGUGCGCAUACUGAACGGAGAGAACUACACCAUGGAGUCGCGGCGGCGGCAUCCCGUCGUCUACAAGCAGGACGACGAACUGUUCGCGCCUGACGACGGGGAUGAGCGCGAGCCGCUCGACGACGACGUGCUGGAGCCCUGGCAGUUCGGCGGAGACUGCGCCGGCGCCGCGCACGUGUUGCCCGUGUUCCGCUCCGAGUUCCUGCACCUACCCUUCGUGCGCGUCAUGCCCGGCCAGCGCGCCGCCACCGACCCCGCGCCCGAGCCGCGUGUGCCCUCGCCCGUCGCAGAGCCUGCGCCCGAACCCGAACCCGCGCCGCCCGCCGCCACCGAGCCCUCGGGCGACAACCUGGCGCCCGAGCCCAUGGAGCUGGAGCCGGCCGGCCGCCUGGCCGUGCGCGACCCGGCCGGCGUACUGCGGCGCCGGCGUCUGGCGGACUACGAGGACGAGUGCUACACGCGGGACGAGCCCAGCCUCAACCUCGUCGACGAGACGCGCGACGCGCUGGCGCGCCGCUGCAUCGCCCUGUCCAACAUCCUGCGCGGGCUGACGUUCGUGCCGGGCAACGAGGCCGAGUUCAGCCGCUCGGGCGCCUUCCUGGCGCUGGCCGGCAAGCUGCUGCUGCUGCACCACGAGCACGCGCCGCGGGCCGCGCGCGCGCGGGCCUACGAGCGCGCCGCCAGGGACGACGCCGACGCGCGCGCCUGCUGCUCCUCGCUGCGCGGCGGCGCCGAGUGGUGGUGGGACGCGCUGGCGCAGCUGCGCGAGGACGCGCUGGUGUGCUGCGCCAACAUCGCCGGCGGCGUGGAGCUGGCCGGCCAGCCCGAGGCCGUGGCGCGCCCGCUGCUGGACGGGCUGCUGCACUGGGCCGUGUGCCCCGCCGCCGUGGCCGGCGACGCGCCGCCCGCCGCGGCCGCGGGGUCGCCGCUGUCGCCGCGCCGCCUGGCGCUGGAGGCGCUGUGCAAGCUGUGCGUCACGGACGCCAACGUGGACCUGGUGCUGGCCACGCCGCCGCGCGGCCGCCUGGCGGCGCUGUGCGCGGGGCUGGCGCGCGACCUGUGCCGGCCCGAGCGGCCCGUGGUGCGCGAGUUCGCCGUGAACCUGUUGCACUACCUGGCGGGCGCGGGCGGCGCGGCGGCGCGCGAGGUGGCGCUGCACGCGCCGGCCGUGGCGCAGCUGGUGGCCUUCAUCGAGCGCGCCGAGCAGACGGCGCUGGGCGUGGCCAACCAGCACGGCGUGGCGGCGCUGCGCGACAACCCGGACGCCAUGGGCACGUCGCUGGACAUGCUGCGGCGCGCCGCGGCGACCUUGCUGCGGCUGGCGGAGCACCCCGAGAACCGGCCGCUGAUCCGGCGCCACGAGCGGCGCCUGCUGUCGCUGGUCAUGUCCCAGAUCCUGGACCAGAAGGUGGCGCACGAGUUGGCCGACGUGUUGUUCCACUGCAGUCAGUCGCGCGCGGACGCGGAGCCCGAGUAGCGCAGUGGUGCCGUGAGUGACACUGAGUGACGUUAGUGCUGCGGCGAGUGCCGAGUGUGUACAUAUAGUGAUACGGACGGACGCGGUGCGUGCUGUGACUGUCUCAGACUCCGACCUCAUUUAUAGCGGUGUCUCAACGUGUUAGGCUGUACGAUCCGAUUUUGUUAUUUAUGUCCAUGAUGAUUUAUUUACAACAAGAAUGUCAAUGUGCUAUAAUCGAUUUCUAUUGUUCGAUUGUGAAAAGAUGUAUUAUAACACGUAAUUUUGAUUUUUAUAAUAAAAUGGGACUUGAAUCUG
Molecule: messenger RNA, 6110 nt
Organism: Spodoptera frugiperda (fall armyworm)
Lineage: Eukaryota; Metazoa; Arthropoda; Insecta; Lepidoptera; Noctuidae
Gene: osa
Product: trithorax group protein osa
Exons: 20
Coding region: 669-5813 (1714 amino acids)
Biological process (GO): positive regulation of DNA-templated transcription; regulation of transcription by RNA polymerase II; chromatin remodeling
Cellular component (GO): brahma complex; nBAF complex; SWI/SNF complex
Molecular function (GO): nucleosome binding; DNA binding
Source: RefSeq, a predicted model, not a curated record